AUGAACAAUAAGAAGAUGGGCUCGAUUGUGUUGCGUUCGCUGUCGAUCCUGCUGGGUUUGUUCUUCAUUUUCGUAGGGCUCAUCAAAGUGUCCAAUGUGCUGUCGAAAGAGCUGCAUAAAGAUCUGAGGAAAGAAUAUGUGAAAUAUGCCAAAGUAUUUCCAUUGUCGGAAAUGUUCGACUUCAAGAUCCCAUCUAAAUGGUAUAGGAGGACAGUCGGCAGUCUAGAGAUGAUUUGUGGGGCAGCAAUGGCUUUCAUUCCAAAUCACAAAAUAAAGAACGCCUCGAACAUCGUCCUGCUGCUCCUCACCCUGAUGGCCGUCUAUUCGCACUACAUGGUGGCCGACAAACUGGAAAGAACGGCGCCGGCUCUGGUCUUCCUUUUCAUGUUGAGCGGCCGCCUGGUCGUCUACUAUCAGCUGCAGAGGAAAGAAGAAGAAUCUGGCGAGCCCACAGCCAACGGCAUCAAACAGGAUUAG
Phaedon cochleariae (mustard beetle) is the source of this 477-nucleotide messenger RNA. The record is from the annotation of a GenBank genome assembly. Lineage: Eukaryota; Metazoa; Arthropoda; Insecta; Coleoptera; Chrysomelidae.